Paraglomus brasilianum is the source of this 855-nucleotide messenger RNA. NCBI's taxonomy places the organism in Eukaryota, Fungi, Glomeromycota, Glomeromycetes, Paraglomerales, Paraglomeraceae. The record is from the annotation of a GenBank genome assembly.
AUGUCGUUCAUGGACAUGGAAGCGGGUCUGGGGCCCGGUCCUCAUGGUGCUCGUUACAACAACAAUAUACAUGCAGGCGGCCCAGACGAUGAUAGAGAGUAUAAGGCUCUUAGUAGCAGCAUAUCCCAACAAGUAUUUAGCAUUACGAACAAUGUUGCGUCGAUAAAUAAAAUGGUCUCGCAUUUGGGAACAAUAAAGGAUACUCCAGACCUAAGAGCUAAACUACACAAUAUUACAGAGACAACGCGAGAACUCGUCAAGAACACAAGCAACGGCCUCAAGACGCUUUCGCACUUUGAGGGAAAUGUUGGUCAGAGUCGCCAGCGUAAAAUCGAGCAACAGAAGUUAUCCAAGGACUUUCAGAAGACUUUGCAAGAAUUUCAGAUAGUACAGCGACUCUCAGCAGAAAAGCAACGAGCAUAUGUAGACAAAGCAAAGGCCCAUAAUGUCCGCAAUGAUGUAUAUACCGAGGAAGAUGAAACUGGCAUUCCAGCAGAAGAACAGCCGUUAAUAGAUGACUCUCAGCGACGUCUGCAACUUCAAGUAAUUGGCAACGAAGUAGAAUAUAAUGAAGCACUUAUUGAAGAGCGUGAGGAGGAGAUUCGAGGAAUUGAACAGGGUAUUAAUGAAUUAAAUGAAGUAUUCAGAGAUCUAGCGACGCUAGUGACUGAACAGCAACAUAUGCUUGAUAAUAUUGAGACCAACGUGUCGAAUAUUACCGACAACGUGCGAAACGCCGCUGAAGAAGUGUCGAUUGCAAGUAGACAUCAAAAGGGAGCACGCAAUCGCAUGUGCUUUUUGUUGCUUAUAUUUGCUGCCGUUGGAGGAGUAGUUGUAUUGGCAGCUUUAGCUUAG